This is a messenger RNA of Cyanistes caeruleus (blue tit), 981 nucleotides long. It is a transcript of the gene FREY1, whose product is annotated as Frey regulator of sperm-oocyte fusion 1. The record is from RefSeq and is a predicted model, not a curated record. NCBI's taxonomy places the organism in Eukaryota, Metazoa, Chordata, Aves, Passeriformes, Paridae. Gene Ontology annotation, cellular component: endoplasmic reticulum membrane. Gene Ontology annotation, biological process: sperm-egg recognition; fusion of sperm to egg plasma membrane involved in single fertilization.
CUGAACCAUCCCUGAAGGAUUCUCAGGCUGCAGGGAUCACAACCUUCUUGCCUCAGCACCCGGCACUGGAUGUGUAGUCCCACACACAUAUCCCCCAUCAGCCACAACAGUUGGGGACCACAGGACUUUGCCAAGAUGCGGGGUCUGUGUUGCCAACUCAGCUGUCAAGGCCCUGCAACAUGGUCACAGCACCGCAGAAAAGCCAUGACCAAGGAGCUAUCUCCCUUUGCUAAGUCUUUUAGCAGAGGAAGAUGCUGAAGUGUGGGCUCCUGGGCGAGGGUGGUACUGAGAUGAGAUGCAAAGGUCUGCUUUUGGAGGGCUUGAGAGGAAGGCACAAGCUGGGGGUCAGGGGCAGCCCUGGAGCUAUGACAGUAUGACUGGACAUGUGCCAGCACAAUGAAGGCUCAGCAGCUGGCAGGGCCCAGGCAGAGGCAGCCCAGGACCUGAAGGGGACAAGGUAGGGACAGCAGCAGCACUGAGGAGGGGCCGUGUCCCUGCCCCAACCAGCAGGUAUCCUGGGCAACCAGGGUGGUUCCUCUGUGACUGCUGUGGAACCAGUGGAACCCGUCAGUGUGCACCAUGCUGUGCUGCCUGCUGUUCCUCGCCCUGCUGCUGCGGGCUGCCCUCCCACAGCCUGUGCCCCAGAGGGACAGCUACUCAGUUCCUGAGGAUUUCUCUGCUCCCCUGGAGCUCCCGCAGAAGCACUUUGGCCUGGUGGAUGAUUACGGCAUCAAACCCAAGCAGCCUAGCUUCAGAAGCCCGGUGGCCCCGGAGCGGCCGGCGGAGCUGCGCAGGGCUGGCAAAAGCAAGCGCGACGGGCUGGACUUGCUGGAGUACUACGAGGAUGGGCGCCUGUGAGGCAGCGUGCCCCUGUGCCUGCCACAGCCCAGCAGCUGCUAUGUCAUCAUACUGCAAGAGACUGACUCUGCCACCGCAAUUAAAAGUCACCCCAGAUGGAUGUGACGGGAAGCUGUGCCAUGG